CAGUCCACAAGAAGGUGGGAUUGCCCUGAAUCAAACUCACUUGCGCUUCCCACUUGCUUCCUUCAAUCCUCAUCUUCGCCCUUCUUCAUUCUUACGGUACGCAGAAUCAGAAGAAUCAGAGGAGGAAGAAGAAGAAGAAGAGAACGAUGCCUUGCCUUUACAUCUCCACCAACGUUAACUUGGACGGAAUCGACAUCGAUCCCAUCUUCUCCGAAGCCACUUCUGCCGUCUCCUCCAUUAUCGGAAAGCCCCCAAAAUAUGUGAUGGUGAUAGUGAAGGGGUCGGUGGCGAUAUCAUUUGAAGGGAACAAGGAGCCGGCGGCGUACGCAGAGAUAGUGUCGAUGGGAGGCAUAGACUCACAGGUGAAGAAGAAGCUCAUUGCCUCCAUCGGCUCCAUUCUCCAAUCCAGGCUCUCCGUCCCCAGAACCAGAUUCUUCCUCAAGGUCUUUGACACCACCGCCUUCCGCCGUCUCAACCCCUCCCCCAAACUAUGAGUGAAUGUAAUAACACUGAUCCCUUUCAAUUUCUCCGCCACAUUUUUGGAGAUCAUCCGCCUCUCAUGGCCACGCUCAUUAAUAGUGUACCCCUGGGUCCGAUUAAGUAAUAAUAAUUAUUAUUAUGUUUCUCCCAAUAA
Molecule: messenger RNA, 634 nt
Organism: Neltuma alba
Lineage: Eukaryota; Viridiplantae; Streptophyta; Magnoliopsida; Fabales; Fabaceae
Product: macrophage migration inhibitory factor homolog
Exons: 2
Coding region: 147-494 (115 amino acids)
Molecular function (GO): phenylpyruvate tautomerase activity
Source: RefSeq, a predicted model, not a curated record